Molecule: messenger RNA, 648 nt
Organism: Cylicostephanus goldi
Lineage: Eukaryota; Metazoa; Nematoda; Chromadorea; Rhabditida; Strongylidae
Source: the annotation of a GenBank genome assembly
UUGGUGCUACCUUUUGGUCUUUUACCAGCACCUUGUAUUUUCACUAAGCUAACGCGUCCACUCUUGAAUAAGUGGCGAGCCAGCGGGCUCUCAUUUGCCAUCUACCUGAAUGAUGGUUUGAUUUGGUCUACUGCACACAAGUGCAAGCUAGCAGUAAAGAUCAUAAGGGAUGAUCUGUCAAACGCCGGUUUUUUCGUAGCAAACGAAAAAUGUUCCUGGAGACCGCUCCAGAAGAUAACCUGGCUCGAGAUCUCCAUUGACUCUGUAGCUCAAAUAAAUCAUUCUCUUUCGAUCUUCUCAGAUGCUUCUGGCACAGGAGUCGGAACAGUUCUUUAUUUUAAUCCUUCGGAUAACAUUAUAUCUUUUUCUUCUAUUCCUGAAAAGUUCCUAGGCUCCUCUAGUACGCUGCGCGAACUUUUGGCUAUUCUAGAGGCGGCUAAGUUUUUUUCGCGCUGCGGUCACCAUCUUACGAAAAGGAAGUACCAAGUUUCACCUACAGGAGAUGACGGAACACACGACUUCACUUGGAUUCCUCGAUCCUUGAAUCAGGAAGCUGAUAGCGCGUCCCGUUUUAUAGAUUUAGAUGACUGGUCCAUCUCGGACAGCAUCUCCGCAAAGCUCAAAGAGUUUGGGGCCCCUGCUUUCUAG